This is a messenger RNA of Kalmanozyma brasiliensis GHG001, 843 nucleotides long. Its product is annotated as Thioredoxin-like fold. The transcript has a single exon. The record is from RefSeq and is a predicted model, not a curated record. NCBI's taxonomy places the organism in Eukaryota, Fungi, Basidiomycota, Ustilaginomycetes, Ustilaginales. Bases 1 to 843 code for a protein of 280 amino acids. Gene Ontology annotation, cellular component: cytoplasm.
AUGGCCGAGACAUCAACAUCGGCAGCGGCUCACAACGAAGCGGGGCCAUCAAACGCAUCUUCAACGUUCAUCGAAUCGUCCACCGCAUACCAGAUCGGCAGGUCUGAACGCAACGCCGCAUCAGACGAUGACGAGGACGAUGACAACGACGACGAGAAGCUCUUCGCGGAGCUCGAUAAGGAGCUCGACAUGAUGGAGGACGAAUCCAACUUCAACCACGACGGUGAGGACACGGUAGCCGGCUUCGACAUGGCCGAGUUCAGGGAGCGAAGAAUGGAGGAGCUCCGGCAAGAGAUCGCUGCACACAAAUCCGCCUCAGAUCCAAGCACCUCUCUCAACCUCGCACAACACACCUCGACCGCCUCGAUGAAAGGCCUCUUGACCGAGAUCACCAACGAAAAGGACCUCAUCUCGUUCUCCUCCACGGAACGCCAGGUUGCGAUCCACUUCUUCCAUCCCAAGUUCCCGCGCUGUGCGCUGCUCGAUCGCCAUCUCACCGUCCUGGCGCGCCUCCAUCCGACGACGCUCUUCCUCAAAGCAAACGUGCUCAAUUGCCCCUUCCUUACGGCCAAGCUCAAGGUCUCCGUCCUGCCGUGUUUGAUCACGUUCAAGGACGGAGUGAGUAAGGACAAGAUUAUCGGCUUCGAGGAGCUAGGGAACUCAGACAAAUUCUCGACAGGCGCGCUCGAGUGGCGCUUGGGCCAGAGUGGCAUUAUAGACCCCAGAGAGAACAGGAAGCCGAUACUGGGCUUUGCAGAGCAGAAUGCAGCAUCGGAUUCCGUCGGGAGAGGCGUGGUCGGCGCGAGGAAGGAAGAGGAGGAUGAUUUUUGGGACGACGAGUGA